This is a messenger RNA of Fusarium mangiferae, 1680 nucleotides long. RefSeq lists its product as uncharacterized. Gene Ontology annotation, molecular function: heme binding; monooxygenase activity; oxidoreductase activity, acting on paired donors, with incorporation or reduction of molecular oxygen. The transcript has 3 exons. Bases 1 to 1680 code for a protein of 559 amino acids. The record is from RefSeq and is a predicted model, not a curated record. Lineage: Eukaryota; Fungi; Ascomycota; Sordariomycetes; Hypocreales; Nectriaceae.
AUGGCUUCCAACACCUUCAUGGCGGUCCAAGAGACCAUUGCUGCCCUUACCUGGCAGCAGACCGGAUGCUUGCUUGCGGGCAUCUGGCUCAUCUAUCUCGUCCAGCUUGUUAUUUGGAGACUAUGGCUCAGCCCUCUGGCCCAUAUCCCAGGUCCCAAGCUGGCCGCUUUGACUCAAUACUAUGAGUUCUACUACGACUUUGUCCUCGGAGGACAAUACACCUACAAGAUCAUCGAUAUGCAUGAACGAUAUGGCCCUAUUGUUCGCAUCAACCCCUGGGAAGUCCAUGUAGGAGAUCCUGAAUUCUUUUCAGAUCUCUACACUGGACCCAGCCGCCGUCGAGACAAGUGGACAUUCUACACCCAACAGUCCGGUGCCCCCCGUACCCGUGUUCCUCACCCAACUGCUCUCGCAGGACCCAAGACUGCGACAGAAGGCUCUCUUGCUGCCAUCGACCACAGCCUUCACAAGUUGCGUCGAAGUGCGCUGAGCCCAUUCUACUCAACUCAGACUGUGCGCGAAUUGCAGCCGGUUAUCGAGGAGAGAGUGGAAGCUCUUCUGGGUGCGUUCCUGAACUACGCCGAGGUAUCCAAUGGACAACCUCUUGAUGUCAUGUAUCCCUACUCUGCCUUUACCAAUGAUGUCAUCAAUGAGUACGCUUUUGCUCGAAGCGACCACCUUGUCGAGAAGCCCGAUUUCGGUGCCGAGGUCACUAAUGACCUUCUCAUCGGUACUCACAUGGGACCUUGUGUGCAGCAGCUCGACUGGGUUCUCACCCUCGUCAAUGCUCUGCCGGAGUCCAUCUCAAACCGAUGCAUGCCGGGAUGGGGAGGGUUCUUGAAGAUGAAGAACGACAUUCUUGAACAGAUCCACAGCGUCGACCCUCCUCAAAGCAGCGGCAAGUGGAUGAUGGACGGAGGUCACCCUACCAUGCUCUCCACCAAGACUCGCUCUGUUCGUGACAAGACUGCCUCUCGCCACACACAGGAAAGCCAGAUCACUGUCCAGGGUGGCACUCUAACCACGUCGUGGGCCAUGUCACUUGCCACUUUCCACCUUUUGAACCGCCCUGAGACCCUCCGCAAGCUACGCGACGAGCUCUUUGAUGCUAUCCCCGAUGCUUACGAGACUAUAACUCUGUCGAAGUUGGAGAGGCUCCCUUACCUUCGUGGAGUCGUCAAAGAAGCUCUGCGCCUUGCUAUCGGAACUAGCAGCCGCCUCGCACGCGUUGCUCCCGAUGAGGCUCUCGUCUACCAUGAUCGCGAGAACGAUGAGGAGUGGAGCCUCCCUCCAGGAUCCAUCGUUGGCAUGAGCCCUUACAAGACCGUCAUGGACGAGAACAUCUUCUACGACGCCCGCGGCUUCCACCCUGAGCGAUGGGUGGAGGACGGAGAGCGACUUGACAAGUAUCUCGACAUCUUCUGUUCCGGUUCGCGCAUCUGCCUCGGCAUGGCUCUGGCUCACGCCGAGCUUUAUCUUACACUUGCCAAACUCUUCCGCAGAUGGGGAAGUGGUGGUGUUGUGUAUGGUAGCGAUGAUGGCGAUCAGCGCUUUGGAGACGUUGGCUACCUCAGCAUCUUCGAGACACGAGUUCGAGACUGCGAGAUUGAUGCUGACUACUUCAUGCCUAUUCCCUACAAGGGAUCUGAGGGAUUCCGCUUCGUCUUCGAAACCUACUAA